AUGUCAGGAAAGCGUCAGAAUAAUUCGGGCCACCUGACCUGUCCUAGAGGUUUUACACUUCAGGAUAACUAUGUGUAUUGGGACAGUACCAUGGAAGGACUCCUGAUAGCCGGCUACUACAUUGGACUUGGCCCCGCCUCAUUACCAUUUGGAGUAAUUUCCGGGAAGAUUAAUGUUAAAUCAAUGAUGAUUGGUUUGACUGUGAUUAUGGUGGUGACGUCAGCGCUGACCCCUGUCUUGACCUUUGUGAGCCCCUAUGUUGUCCUAGUUACCCGGAUCAUAGUUGGUAUUUCAGCGGGUGGACUAGAACCUGGUGCUACACAGUUACUCUCCGACUGGGCUCCACUACCAGAAAGAGCACAGAUGAUGGUUUUAGUCGAAACAGGUUUAAAUCGAUGCUCGAUAUUUUUUCUUGUUACAGCAAAUAGCAUCGGUGCGAUUUUCAAUUUCCUUCUGUCAGGGUUGAUUUGCUCCAUACCAGUGUUAGGGGGAUGGCCGUUCAUCUAUUACAUAUUUGGUGGGGUUAACCUGCUGGCAUUGGUUCUGUUUGGUCUGUUUGUCUAUAACAAACCUAGUAAACAUCCCCGAAUAACACCAAUGGAGCUUGAUUUGAUUGAAAAACACAGAGACAAAAGAAGCGUCGACACGGUAUCACAUAUACCUUGGUUGAAAAUGCUGACAUCAUCUGCUUUCUGGGGUUGCGUUCUGGGCUUUAUCACGUCCGGUAUAAUCUUCAUGAUAAUGGCCAUCUGUCUUCCGCUGUAUAUAGAACAAGUGUUGAAAUUUGAUCCAACGGUGAAUGGGGCUGUCUCAGCUAUUGUGUUUGUCGGCCGAGUAGCGGGAGCUGUGGUGUUUGGAUAUCUGGCCGACAUAGUCUAUUCUAAAACUCGUCUUUCUAUACGUCAUCUGCGGAAAUUAUUUCAAGUGGCUGGUCUUCUUGGUUCCGUUCCCAUUAUUAUUUGGAUUGGCUUCCUGGAUGAGAGAGACCGGGUUUUGGCCGUGGUGCUGAUGACUCUUUACUGGUUCAUCGUGUCUGCAAUGAAUUCUGGCUUCCGUGCUAACCCGGCGGAUAUUGCUCCGCGGUUCGCCGGACUUAUCAACGGAAUCAGCAUUGCUCUGACAGCUAUCCUAUCCGCCAUCGCACCUCUAAUUGUCACCGCCAUUACACCGAAUGGUACUGCGGAGGAAUGGCAGCGCGUGUUUUACGGCGUUGUUGGGGUAUCCGUCCUAGGCUCUGUGGUGUUUGUUAUACUAGCCAGUGGUGAGGAGCAGGAAUGGGCAAAGGAUCCUAAAAUUGUCACAGACAUGGUUAUCAGAGUGUCUGACAAGGAGAUCACCAUCUCUAAAUCUCAUCAGAAUGGCCUAGAUUUAGAAUCUAAACCGUUAUUAAGCAACAACAAUAGACUACAUGCAUAACAAAGUAGACCAUUUUGUAACGAUAUACAAUGUUGGUCCUUAAUAAACAAGUUCUCUUCGGUUUUCAUCCUUAGAUGUUAACCGUUUUCGUAUCUGAAUACAGCGAAGUUAGAUGGAGGAUGAGUGUGGUGGAAAGGCUGUUGGACAGUCUAUUUUCAAAAGUAAUACUUACAAAGAUUUCUAUUUCUGCUCGUUUACGCAAAACAUCAAUAUCGUAUGUAUUUGUGCACUAUAAUAACCAUUUUGAAUAUGCCGAUACAUGGUUUUAUUAACCUGAAAAAAUCUCGACUGAGGACGAAGUAUAAUAAUACUUGAUUUUAUAAGAACAACACAUUCAUCGCUGUUUAUCAUCGAAGUCACGUUCUAUUUGUGUUUUUAAUAAGGCUGAGUCCUCUGUCACGUAAACUACUUGAUAAUAAACAUUAAAACAACAAAAAUAAAAUUCCAGGACAAGAUUGAUUUGUACAAGGCAAAUGAUUUGAUGCUUUGGCAAAUUGAAUUAAUAUUUUUAGGAAAUAAUAUAUUGUUAAAAAGGAUGUUUUUAAUUCCCUCUUAAUAUUUCAAGAACUGAAGCGAAUGAAUCUUUCUGACUCCAUGUUCUUUAAAUGUUUCCAAGCAACCAAUCAAUCCAUCUCCUAUGUGGACAGGAUUCUCCAUACUAGGCUGAUUUCCUCAACAACCGCUGUUCCAACAUUAUAGUUACAAAUUAAGGGGAUUGAUAUUCAGAAAAAGACGAAAAUUAAAACAAAUGAUUAACAGUUGAUGGUUUUGUGUCAAUAAACAAAAAAGAUAAGUUAAUUAUAAAUAAAUUAGAGAAGACUGUUUUGGACAAAAAAACUUCUAGAAAAAAAAGAAGAGAAAUUGCAAGCGUAUAAUGACCGUAGGCGCUAAUCAUUUCUUCGUCAUUGGCUGGCAUAGUGAAGUAUGAUUGUAGACAAAC
Molecule: messenger RNA, 2356 nt
Organism: Pecten maximus
Lineage: Eukaryota; Metazoa; Mollusca; Bivalvia; Pectinida; Pectinidae
Product: sialin-like
Exons: 9
Coding region: 1-1416 (471 amino acids)
Biological process (GO): monoatomic anion transport; transmembrane transport
Molecular function (GO): transmembrane transporter activity
Source: RefSeq, a predicted model, not a curated record